Molecule: messenger RNA, 885 nt
Organism: Moneuplotes crassus
Lineage: Eukaryota; Ciliophora; Spirotrichea; Euplotida; Euplotidae
Source: the annotation of a GenBank genome assembly
AUGUUUGCAAGUGUGUCUCACGAGUUCCGAACUCCGUUAAACGCUUUUGAGAACUCUCUGAAUCUCAUAAAGAUGCAGUUUGACGAAGUCCUGGAUGAUGCAGGUCCUUUCUUGAACCAAGAGACAAGGCUAAGAGUAGAUGAACACACAGCCAGGAUCGAGAAGUUCCUGAAGAUGGGAACCAUAUCUUCACGACUGCUGAUGAACCUAGUGGAGGAUAUAUUAGAUUUAGAGAAAUUUGAUUCUGGAGUCUUCGCUCUGAAUAUUGGUUCUUUUAAAUUAGGUGAAUUAAUACAAGAUAUACGCUACAUCUUUGAAGAACAAUGUCAUGAAAGAGGAUUCUAUUUUGAAGUGCUUCCUGAGAAUGAGAGCUUGCUCGAUCGUUUCUUCGUAUCUGAUCAGGGUCGUAUACGUCAGGUUUUGAUCAAUCUUAUCUCUAACGCUGUAAAAUUUACUCAUGCAGGAGGAAUACAAGUAAUUUUAGAGCAGAAAAAAUCAGCUAAAGGAAUCCAAUUAUGGUUUUCCGUCAAAGAUAGCGGAGUAGGAAUUAACAAGAAAAAAGCAAACUUAUUCCAAAUGUUUAGAAUGGUUCAAGCUCAUCGCAAAGAAAUCAAUCAACAUGGAACAGGAAUUGGACUACAUAUUUCAAAAAAGAUUGUUGAGAGCUUAGGAGGAGAGAUCGAUUAUGAAUCUGAAGAGUCUGUUGGAUCAAUAUUCUCAUUUUACAUCACACCCUACGCCAACCCAGCCCUCCCUUCCCCCACCUCCCUCACCCUCCCUUCCGAAUUCCUCUCCGAGUCCAUCCUUCCCAUAAAUCCUCACUUCAAGGAUCCCAACCGGUCAAAAUUCCUGUGCUAAUGGCCUUCUGCACUGCUCUCAAUCCUG